This is a messenger RNA of Yarrowia lipolytica CLIB122, 624 nucleotides long. Its product is annotated as 60S ribosomal protein eL13. NCBI's taxonomy places the organism in Eukaryota, Fungi, Ascomycota, Dipodascomycetes, Dipodascales. Gene Ontology annotation, biological process: translation. Gene Ontology annotation, cellular component: ribosome; cytosolic large ribosomal subunit. The record is from RefSeq and is a predicted model, not a curated record. Gene Ontology annotation, molecular function: structural constituent of ribosome; RNA binding.
AUGGCUAUCGGUAAGAACUACCCCCUCGUCAAGAACCAUUUCCGAAAGAACUGGCAGGAGCGGGUCAAGACCCACUUUGACCAGCCCGGCAAGAAGUCUUCUCGACGACUUGCACGAACCAAGAAGGCCGCUGCUAUCGCUCCCCGACCUCUGGAUCUUCUCCGACCUAUUGUCCGAGCCCCCACUAUCCGAUACAACCGAAAGGUCCGAGCUGGCCGAGGUUUCUCUCUUGAGGAGCUCAAGGCUGCCGGUAUCCCCCGAGACUACGCUCGAACCAUUGGUAUUGCCGUUGACCACCGACGACAGAACCGAUCCGUUGAGGGUCUUGAGGCCAACGUUCUGCGACUCAAGGAGUACCAGUCCAAGCUGAUUGUCUUCCCCCGAAAGCUCAAGAAGGGUGAGACCAACGAGGCCAAGUCCGCCGUCCAGGUCCUCUCCACCUCUGCUACCUUCCCCAUUGUCCAGCAGGCUGCCGAGUCCGAGCCCCGAGCCAUCUCUGCCGAGGCCAAGGAGCAGAACGCAUACAGAACCCUCCGAAUGGCCCGAUCCACCCAGCGAUACGCCGGAAUCCGAGCCAAGCGAGCCAAGGACGCCGCUGACGCCGAGGCCGAGAAGAAGAAAUAA